Prunus avium (sweet cherry) is the source of this 574-nucleotide messenger RNA. RefSeq lists its product as uncharacterized. Gene Ontology annotation, molecular function: DNA binding. Gene Ontology annotation, cellular component: SOSS complex. Gene Ontology annotation, biological process: response to ionizing radiation; mitotic G2/M transition checkpoint; double-strand break repair via homologous recombination. The record is from RefSeq and is a predicted model, not a curated record. NCBI's taxonomy places the organism in Eukaryota, Viridiplantae, Streptophyta, Magnoliopsida, Rosales, Rosaceae.
AUAAAACGCAUGUCGUUUAAAGUCGCGGAUUUAUCCUCUGCUUCCCUUCUUGCAACACAACUCAAAUCAUCAAUCGAAGGCAUUAGUGAGAAACAAAGCAAAGAUACAUACAGAAAGAUGGUGGCGCUCAAAGACAUAGUGCCAGCAGCACAGAACAACAUAAACACAAGGUUCAUACUUUUGGACAAAGCCUCUAUGAACACAUCCUCAUCACAAGGCCAAAACAAGACAUGCCUAGCACUGGUGGCCGACGAGACGGCGGCGGUCCACUUUCAGCUGUGGGGGGAGGAGUGCGAUGCAUUCGAGCCCGGUGACAUCAUACACUUGAGCAAUGGGAUCUUCUCUUACAGCAGGAACAGUCUUCUGCUGAGGGCAGGCAAGAGAGGCAAAAUAGAGAAGGUUGGAGAGUUCACCAUGGCAUAUGUGGAGACACCAAACAUGAGUGAGAUUCGUUGGGUUCCUGACCCCAACAGCUCUCUCAAGUACAUACAGGAGGCUGUAAUUUCUCCACAUUCACGUAUAUUUCCACCCAAAUACUAAUAUCAUCAUCAAGCUCUUAUUCUUGCAAUUUCAA